UUGAAUUUAAAAUUCUUGAAAUUGGAGGUGGCUGGGGAUGAGAGCAUGGGGCAGUGUCCAUAUAUUCCUCAAGAGGAUUUACUUGAUUUUCUAGAUGCGAGGUGUGAAAGUAAAGAGCUUGAUGUUGAAAUAAGGAAUCUGAUAGAGAAGAGUAACGCUUCCCAGUCGUGCAAGGACCCUGAACCAGUUACCCGGGAGAGUCCGAACCCUCAGAGAAUUUUGUGUUCUCUUAAGACUCGUAGUGAAACAAAUGCUCAAGGUUGUCUUGGAUGCGUGUGGGCAGAUGUGAGUGACAUGGAAGCUCCGGCAGACCCGCUAGAAUCAAGGCACAUACUACUGACCAAAAAGAAGACUGCGUCAGCUAGUUCUCUGGAACAACAGAUCCUCUCGCUGCAAAGACAGAGACGAGAGCUUCUGGAGGUGAACAAGCAAUGGGAUCAUCAAUUUAGAAGUAUGAAACAGCUUUAUGAAAAACAGUUGGCAGAAAUGAAAGCAAAACUGGAUGUGUCAGAGAGGAGAGUUGGUGAGCUGGAGGAGGAGAGACAUCGAGAGCAUCCAGAAAAUGAGAGGUUGCAAGUCCUGGGCAGAGAGAGGCCGUCACAGGAAAUGAAAGAAACAAAGGUCCUUAGUGAAGCUCUCCGUGAAAUGAAGGAAGAGAACAGGCUCCUGAAGCAGAAGAACGCAUCAAUGAUCAGAAAGAAAGAACACUAUGAGUGUGAAAUAAGUCGUCUCAAUAAGGCCCUUCGGGAUGUGUUGAAAAAGGAGCACUCGCCUGUUCUUGGGACUGCUUCAGAGAAGGGUGACAGGAACAGCCUAGAGGACAUGAGAACCCAGCUUGAAGUUCUCAGGCAGCAGGUACAAAUAUACGAAGAAGACUUCAGAAAGGAGAGAUCUGACAGAGAAAGACUUAAUGAGGAGAAAGAAGCAUUGCAGAAAAUUAACGAGAGAUUACAGUCUCAACUGAAUAAACUAAACUCUCAGAUUAAGACCUGUCUGAAAAUAAUGGAACUACUAGAAAGGCAGUUAUAGCAGCAGAUAUGCUUUUAUUUUCCUACAAAAGAUCUCCCACCAGACUAUCAGUGGUAUGUUCCUGGCCAGUUUCCGCCAGAUGUGCAACACAAGGCAAAUG
This is a messenger RNA of Pterocles gutturalis (yellow-throated sandgrouse), 1129 nucleotides long. It is a transcript of the gene TNIP3, whose product is annotated as TNFAIP3 interacting protein 3. The annotation marks the transcript as partial. Gene Ontology annotation, biological process: regulation of transcription by RNA polymerase II; cellular response to lipopolysaccharide. The transcript is spliced from 12 exons. The record is from RefSeq and is a predicted model, not a curated record. NCBI's taxonomy places the organism in Eukaryota, Metazoa, Chordata, Aves, Pterocliformes, Pteroclidae.